This is a messenger RNA of Dreissena polymorpha, 2401 nucleotides long. RefSeq lists its product as uncharacterized. Lineage: Eukaryota; Metazoa; Mollusca; Bivalvia; Myida; Dreissenidae. Gene Ontology annotation, molecular function: zinc ion binding. Bases 129 to 1460 code for a protein of 443 amino acids. The transcript has 3 exons. The record is from RefSeq and is a predicted model, not a curated record.
ACUUGAAGUGUUUGUAUGAAGUUUGUAAGAGGGUGUGUUUGUUUUGUGGUACAUACAUAGUGUGGAUUUUGUAAUCAACCCACGAAUUUCGUUGAAUAAGUUUGGUACAUUUAAAGUCAGUAAGCAAAAUGGCGACAGUUUCUAUAUCUACUUUUGGAAUGAGUCCUAAUGGAGAUAAGGAUUACUGUUGUUCGUCCUGUGAAAAUCGGUCCAUUGGGGUCAUCGCUGAAUUUUACUGUGAAACGUGUCUAGAAUUUUUAUGUGGAAAAUGUUUUGAAUUGCAUGAUCGGUUGUUUAAUACACAUUUGCUUCAUGCAAGGAAUACCUUGAGCAAGUGGCCAUUAUCGAAAAAAGUAGUGGAAUUUUUAUAUAAGUGUGAAGUGCACAACGACAGAAAUAUUGAAAAAUUCUGUGCUGUCCACGGUGAGCUGUGCUGCACGUUUGGUAGUUGCUUAAAUCACAGCCAUUGCACCGAAUUGAGGAAUGUUUCUGAGGCAAGUGAAACACAGCCGACGGACUUACAGUCAGCAAAGAUUCAGUCCCUUCUGGAACCACUGAAGUGUCUGAAGAACAGGCAGGAAGCAAAUAUGCAGUCAAUGCAGGGUACAUAUGUUGAAUAUGAGCGAUAUAUGAUAAAAGAGAUGCGUAAAAACAUAUAUUCUUUUAUAUCAAAUUGUGAGCACGAAACAAAUGGACAUGCGAAAGAAGAUCCGCGUAUUAAAGUGAACUCUAUUUUAACCGAUUUCGAUCAUUGUGCUGUGAAAGAAAUGAAAGACGAAGUUAUGAGCCUAAACAAUUCUAUAAGGAGUGCCAUUCAGUACUGCAUCUUGCUUCAGAAUGACUUGACACAACUCAAUGAAUAUAUGCAGAAAAUUAGGGACAAUAAGGAGCUCUGCGUUAUAGUCAAUAUAAAAUGUCAGCACAAAAUACAGCAGACAUUGGCAGUACUAGGACAGUCCGGACAGGUGUUCACUGUCAAGGUAAAGUCCAAACAUGAUGUUAUUAUAUCGAGUGAUUCAGACACAUGCCAUAUCACCUGCAUAUGUGUUCUCCCAGAUGGACAUGUCCUGGUUACAGACAAUAUUAAUAAGAAAGUCAAGCUGCUUAACAAGCAGUACCAGGUGAUUUGUCACUGGGAUGCAUUAACUACCCCAUGGUGCAUAUGUCAAAUCACGCCCAGUGUGGUUGUUGUUACUUUGGAUGAUGAUACCAUACAUGAGGUCCAGUUUCUCUCCGUCGAAACAGCCCAGCUUGUGCCAGUCAGAAAGUUUACAUUACUACAUGUAUGUAGAGGUAUAGCUCACAAUCAGGGAGACCUAUUUGUCACUGCAGAUACUAUACAAGUACACACUAAGUGGAAAACAGUUCAGCAAACUAUACGACGAUACAUCAGAUUUUUGGACAGUUACCCGGUGUGCUGUGAGUCCCACUGGGGACAAGUUGUACAUAACAAGCCGUGACCAUCAUAAGCUUCUCACGCUAAACAGAGAUGGAUCCAUCUUGGCCUCAUUCUCUACUGAGUCUGAACUAAAAUACCCACGUGGUAUUCAUGUGACCGCUUCAGGCCAGGUGUUGGUCUGUGGAGGUGUGUGUAACAAAGUCAUACAGGUGGACAGCGAAGGCACGAGGAAGCUGGCAAUACUUGCUACAGGGAAAGAUGGGGUAAGCAAUCCAUCCUCAGUCUGCUUCAACAGCAACAAUUCCUCAAUUAUUGUUGGGCAAUACAGAAACAACCGAAUCCUGGAAUUAAAUGUGCAACAGCUUACUAGUCAAAUAGGUAAUCAAGAUGAAGAUCAGAUGUGCAAAACACAACAUUAGAUGAAGUUUUACACUUUUUUUUAUUUAUUUUUCUCUUUAAAUUAAAUAGAACACGGCAGCUAUUCGUGUGCUUUUGCUGUUCUUGUUUUUUUUAGCUCAAUUUUGUGACAAAUAUUUAGUUCAUAUUUUAAGUAAGAAGUUAUGUAUAUAACGACGACAAUACGUAGUUUGGCAUUACAACAUAUUUGGUGUGUACUUUUAUAAUCGAACACAUGUAGUUAUGUGUACUUGUUUAUAUACAUUCUGAAAUACUUUUAACACGUUCAAUUGUUUCUCGGAAUAUAACAAAAAUAUAGUAUGUACAAGUUGGUCAGGAAGGAAAUUGGGGUCACGUUGUCAGUCGGUUGGUUUGUAUGACGGUUUUUCAGUCAAUUCGCAUUAAUUGUUGACGAUGCUGCGAAGCAGCUCGUCUAAGUUAUCAUACCAUGAAAGAAUUCUUCACAAUGGCGACCUAUGUAAAAGACCGAGCCAGUCCGAUUGAGAUAACUCGAUUUUUCUAAUCGGCAUACCUCGCUGAUUAUCAUCGAUAAUGGUAUAGGAAGCUCAGCUAUAAAUAGGACAGCAUAUUCUGGGAAAGAGAUUU